GUGUGGGCUUGAGUUGGUGCCGCUUGGGCGAUGGGCUGAGGGAGGGAGUGCUCCGCAUUUGCGAUUGGCAGCAGGCGGGGCUUCUCCCUGAGGAUGGAGAGAGCCAUGGAGCAGCUCAACCGGCUCACGAGGUCCCUGCGUCGCGCCCGCACUGUCGAGCUGCCGGAGGAUAAUGAAACUGCUGUCUACACUUUAAUGCCAAUGGUCAUGGCUGACCAACACAGGUCUGUUUCAGAGUUGCUGUCAAAUUCCAAGUUUGAUGUCAAUUAUGCAUUUGGACGUGUUAAGAGGAGCCUGCUUCAUAUUGCAGCAAACUGUGGGUCAGUUGAAUGUCUAGUUCUGCUGCUAAAGAAAGGAGCAAAUCCCAACUAUCAAGAUAUUUCUGGGUGUACACCGCUUCAUUUGGCUGCUAGAAAUGGCCAGAAGAAAUGUAUGAGCAAGCUACUAGAAUAUAGUGCUGAUGUCAACAUUUGUAAUAAUGAAGGACUGACGGCGAUACAUUGGCUUGCUGUUAAUGGAAGAACAGAAUUGCUUCAUGAUCUCGUUCAACAUGUUAGCAAUGUAGAUGUUGAAGAUGCCAUGGGACAGACCGCACUUCAUGUGGCAUGUCAGAAUGGCCACAAAACGACAGUCCAAUGCCUGCUAGACAGUGGUGCAGAUAUUAACAGGCCCAAUGUUUCAGGAGCAACUCCACUUUAUUUUGCUUGCAGCCAUGGCCAAAGAGAUACUGCACAGAUUCUUCUGCUGAGAGGAGCCAAAUAUUUGCCAGACAAAAAUGGAGUUACUCCACUUGACCUCUGUGUACAGGGUGGCUAUGGAGAAACUUGUGAAGUUCUAAUACAACAUCAUCCUAGACUUUUCCAAACAAUUAUUCAGAUGACCCAAAAUGAAGAUCUGCGAGAAAACAUGUUGCGACAAGUCCUAGAACACUUAUCUCAGCAGAAUGAAAACCAAUACCUAAAAAUCUUGACUAGUCUUGCUGAGGUGGCAACAACAAAUGGUCACAAACUGCUCAGUCUGUCAAGCAAUUAUGAAGCUCAGAUGAAGAGUUUGUUGAGGAUUGUGAGGAUUUUUUGUCAUGUCUUUCGUCUUGGCCCGUCCACUCCCAAUAAUGGAAAUGACAUGGGUUACAAUGGAAAUAAGACUCCGAGAAGUCAAGUGUUCAAGGUCAGAAAAGUAAUUGACGGUAUUAGGAAGAUAGACCUUAAAGAGGUGAAUUUCACAAAGCAUGCAUUCAUUAAGCAGGCAUCUCAUGAGGAGGAACCUCUGGAAUUACUCUGGCACUCAUUAGAUGAAUGGCUAGCUCUAAUAUCAGCAGAACUGAUGAAAAACAAAAGGGACUCUGCCAACAUCACUUCCAUCUUACUGAAGCAAAAAGGACCAGACCAGCAUGAUGGCACUCCUACUCCUCUCUUUGAUGUUGCUUCAUCUGAGAAGAGCAGAACGCUACCUGCAGACACAGGGGACUCUAAAACAUAUGAAGUUGGCAGUGCACAAGAAGCUUAUGCAGAUUACCAGGAUGUUAUUUCUGUGACAGCAAACCGCUUGAGCGCUGUCAUUCAAGCAUUUUAUAUGUGUUGUUCCUGUCAGAUGCCUUCGGGAAUGACAUCUCCUCGCUUCAUAGAGUUUGUUUGCAAACAUGACAACGUUCUUAAAUGCUUUGUAAACCGAAAUCCCAAAAUUAUUUUUGAUCACUUCCACUUUCUUCUUGAAUGUCCUGAACUCAUGUCCCGAUUCAUGCAUAUCAUAAAAGCACAGCCCUUUAAAGAUCGUUGUGAAUGGUUUUAUGAGCAUUUGAAUUCUGGACAGCAAGACUCGGACAUGGUCCAUCGGCCAGUCAAUGAAAGUGAUAUUCUGUUGGUCCACAGAGAUUCUAUUUUUAGGAGCAGCUGUGAAGUUGUGUCUAAAGCAAAUUGUGCAAAGCUGAAACAGGGAAUUGCUGUGCGUUUCCAUGGUGAAGAAGGCAUGGGUCAAGGCGUGGUACGUGAGUGGUUUGAUAUCCUAUCCAAUGAGAUAGUUAACCCAGACUAUGCACUUUUUACUCAGUCUGCGGAUGGAACCACCUUCCAGCCAAAUAGCAACUCUUCUGUAAAUCCUGAUCACUUGAACUACUUUAGGUUUGCUGGGCAGAUCUUGGGGUUAGCCCUGAAUCAUCGACAACUGGUGAACAUUUACUUCACGAGGUCAUUUUACAAGCAUAUUCUUGGUAUUCCUGUAAAUUAUCAGGAUGUGGCAUCUAUUGAUCCAGAAUAUGCAAAGAACUUGCAGUGGAUUCUAGAUAAUGAUAUCAGCGAUUUAGGACUAGAGUUGACCUUCUCUGUCGAAACGGAUGUAUUUGGAGCAAUGGAGGAAGUGCCUUUGAAACCAGGAGGUGCAAGUAUACUUGUCACACAGGAAAACAAAGCUGAAUACGUCCAGCUUGUCACUGAGCUUCGGAUGACAAGAGCCAUUCAGCCUCAGAUCAAUGCUUUCUUGCAAGGCUUCCAUAUGUUCAUUCCACCUUCUCUGAUACAGCUGUUUGAUGAAUAUGAACUCGAAUUGCUGCUUUCAGGCAUGCCAGAAAUCGAUGUGAGCGAUUGGAUGAAAAAUACAGAAUACACAAGUGGUUAUGAAAGAGACGAUCUCGUUGUUCAGUGGUUUUGGGAAGUUGUAGAAGAAUUGACUCAGGAAGAACGAGUGUUGCUUUUGCAGUUUGUUACAGGCAGUUCCAGGGUACCCCAUGGUGGCUUUGCACAUAUAAUGGGUGGUAGUGGGCUGCAGAAUUUCACAAUUGCUGCUGUGCCAUACACACCAAAUCUUCUGCCAACAUCAAGCACAUGUAUCAACAUGCUGAAGUUGCCUGAAUACCCAAGAAAAGAAAUCCUUAAGGACAGGCUUCUUGUGGCAUUACACUGUGGAAGCUACGGUUAUACAAUGGCAUAAUGAAGUUAGAAAAUGCAUCUGAUUUCUGAUGUGCAAUUCAGAGUGGCAGAAGUAAUUUAGGAACCUGUCAAUAAAAGGAAGGGAGGAGGGAACAGACUUGAUGCUUCAGUCCAAGGCAGGAUUUGACUUAAGCAAGUUGAAAAGGACCCGUGUCUGCCUCUAUCAUCAUAAGUCUUGGAUACUGUUUCCUAGUAUAUAUUAAAAGUGUACUGUGACUUCGGAUUUGAAAUAAGGGUUCUGAAUUAAAAAUGGCAUUAAUGCCUCAUCUGACUCUCUAAUUAGAGGGCUGUCAAUGUGAUUCUGGUUGUCUUUAUUUUAACUAAGAAGCAGCUAUGUGCUUGCCUGCCUGUUCGAGACUACUUAAUGGCGGUUGGAGGACUUCUCAAACCAUGGCCUCCUGGGGCUUUUGAUGCAGCCUCCAAGGCAUUCAUCUGCUCCAUAGAAAUGUAUGGAAUAAGCGUGGUCUGGGACCUCACCUACAGCCACUGUUCAAGUCCAGGUUGAAAAUCACUGCAUUAAGCUCCUUCUGUUUCAUUGCAAAAGGGUAACUGGCACAGGGUUGCAGCCACAGCCUUUUCCUCUAUGCUGUCUUGCAUGCAGAAAGUGCCAUUUAUUUAUUUGUUUGUUUGUUUCCCCAGGAAGCAUUUUACAAAAAAGUUCAAAUUGGUAUG
Molecule: messenger RNA, 3593 nt
Organism: Gekko japonicus
Lineage: Eukaryota; Metazoa; Chordata; Lepidosauria; Squamata; Gekkonidae
Gene: HACE1
Product: HECT domain and ankyrin repeat containing E3 ubiquitin protein ligase 1
Exons: 24
Coding region: 94-2922 (942 amino acids)
Biological process (GO): protein polyubiquitination; positive regulation of protein catabolic process; proteasome-mediated ubiquitin-dependent protein catabolic process
Cellular component (GO): nucleus
Molecular function (GO): ubiquitin-protein transferase activity; protein binding
Source: RefSeq, a predicted model, not a curated record